CAUGACCUUUCCCACGUUUUUGGCACAGAAUCCUGACCAGUGUCUGAACAACUGACUGGCAACAGCACCAUGCGGCGAACUAGCUCAAUACCUAGCGCGUUGUUUCGUAUUUCAGGGCGCCCGUACGCUGUCGCGGCAGUGGAUAAUUUCCCUCAAGCUCACGUUGAGCUGGGACGUAUAUUCGCUCCACGAAAAGCUCAACUGCAUGCCGAAUACUCGCGUUUGAUCACAGAAAACUCCGUUAUCCUCUUUCUAAAACACUCUAAUUUCUCCCAGUCAGCGAUGAACAAAAUAAGACAGGAUAUUACCGCAUUGACCGUGGACAGAAAGUCGCCUUCAUCGGGGCUAAAUUUUACCGUCAUACGACCUGGAAUUUUUGGCGCAUCGUUAAGAACGCGGUACCCAUCACAUUUAUUGGAACGAUUCAAGGAGCAGAUGGGAGGCCCAUUUGCAGUCAUCACUUCACCCGAACUCAACCCUCCGCAACUUGCCAAAGCUAUCCGUCUCAUUGACCGAGCCAUUCCUCCAUUACGCGACGAAGACGCUGCGAAACCGAAAAAACCAAUAUCUCCGGAUGAUAUCGAAGAUGCGCCGCCAAAAGUCAAGGUGCCUCCCCGUAUCAAAUUGGUUGCUGCAUUCGUAGAAGGGCGUUUCAUGCUGACAGAUGAACUGGGCACAGUCAGCCAACUUCCAACGUUGCAGACCUUGCAUGCACAGAUUGUUGGGCUACUUAGUGCUCCGGGCUCCCAGCUAGCGGCAGUAUUAAAUGCCUCGGGUGGCGGUUCCCUCCUGCGAACAUUACAGGGAUAUCAAAAGGGUUUAGAGAAAUUGGAGAAGAGUGAUUCCAAUAACGAUGGCCCAGAAUCGAAGUAGAGGAAGUGAUUGAACCAUUGCAUGUUGUGAACUAAUGAUAAUAAUAAAUAUGUAAUAAAUAUUAUCUAGAUGCCAGCCCUUCCAGCAUAUCAUUCAGAAUCCGUACUACUCUUCCAACACCUUCCUCCACAGCCUUCUGAUG
Molecule: messenger RNA, 1015 nt
Organism: Cantharellus anzutake
Lineage: Eukaryota; Fungi; Basidiomycota; Agaricomycetes; Cantharellales; Hydnaceae
Exons: 2
Coding region: 70-873 (267 amino acids)
Biological process (GO): translation
Cellular component (GO): mitochondrial large ribosomal subunit
Molecular function (GO): structural constituent of ribosome
Source: RefSeq, a predicted model, not a curated record